Messenger RNA from Adineta steineri, 975 nucleotides. NCBI's taxonomy places the organism in Eukaryota, Metazoa, Rotifera, Eurotatoria, Adinetida, Adinetidae. The record is from the annotation of a GenBank genome assembly.
AUGAACAACCAUUUUACAACACCAAAUGCUGAUAACUGUACUUCAACUAUCAUAUUCAAACCAGCAUUACCGCAAGCAAUACUAAAACCUGAUUAUUCAGCAAGUUCAUUCUUAACAUUGGCACCUUACGGAACUGGGAAAACAUUAUUGAGAUGUGAAUAUUACAAAUCAUUACGACCAGAUACCUACUUCAAAGUAUUAAUAUUAAAUAAAGAGAUUGAUGAAUAUUUACAAAGAUUUGUCGAAGAGAAAGCAAUGAGUGGAACAGAUUGUGACAAGGAAAGUUGCAUCAUGAAAUGGUCAAGUGAUGAAUUCGCGAUCGUUGAAGGUGAAGGUUUUCCAAUCAAAGCAUUUCAAACUUCUCUGUCGAAUAAUGUGUUAAAUGGUUUAAGACACUUUGCAUUGUUUAUGAAGAAACAUGUUAAAAAAACUGCUGUAUUCAUUAUUGACGGAAUUGAUGAAAACCGGUUUUUCUUCAAUGAGAAUAAUGUUAAUAAAAAGUCAUUAGAAUUAUUUUGUCGUUCUUCAUUAUCUCAAGAGAUUAUCGCAAUGGUUAUGGCUCAUAAUUUCUAUUUAUCGGUAUUUUAUCCUAAAAUAGAUGGUAUUAAUAUGGAGCACGCGAUUAUUCGAAAGGAUAAAUUUCCCAUACUUGUAAUAAAAUGGAAUAUAAAAUCAUUAAUUAAUUAUGCUGAUUAUGUUCUGCAAGAAAUGAACAAAAAUGCAUCAUCAUCUCGUUGCAAGUCAUUCACAGAUUUUAAAACACUUGUAAACUAUUCUAAAGCGGGACAUGCUGAAAUCAUUAAUCAAAUUUCAACACCGAGAGUACUUCAUUAUUUUAUGCUACACUUGAUAGAAGAAAUGAAUCACUGUGCAAAUGAUGUUAAGGAACCAUUUAUAGCGACAAAGGAAAACAUUUAUACUGCUUAUGAAACCGCAGCUAAAUCUACUUUUAAGGUUCACUUUAUUAAUAAAUAA